AAGCUUGAUUAACGGUCCAGAAAUUGGCUAUUUGCCUAAUUUCUUCCUUCCGUCCGUCCGUUCAUUACCUGCCCAAUAUAGCACCCCCCCAACCCCUGGCCCAUACAACCCCUCGCACAAAUCUUCGAUCUCCGUCGGCGCAAUAGGUCUUCCCCUGCAUACCACGCCUUCACCAGUGGACUUGAGGACAACUCCGCCAGCUCCUGACAUCUUCGUGCUUAUCAUGGCAAGAUAGAAAAUUUUAAUAUCUUAAAUUUUUUACACAAUCAAAAUUAGAGAUUCUCACAAAAGGUGUACAUUGAAGGUCUCAGUUAAAUUUCAACAGGUUUUUUGGGUGGAACCGUUAGUUUUAAGGUUUAGGACUAAAAAUAUCAACAUUUUUUAUACAUCGACUUCAGAUGCCCAAACGGGUAACCGCCCGUUUACAGUGAAGAGCUCCUUAAUUACUCUCGUCCCUUCACUCUUCAGUCCAAUCCAUAUCAGCCGUCUUCAGCCCAUCCAUUUCAAGUUAACCGGAAAUGCAGCCUUUAUUGCUUGUCUCCGAGGAAUCUCAAUUUCUUAUUCGGAUACUGAACGGGAGUUUUCAAACCCUAAACAUUAUUAAAGACCGUGUUUUUCAUGCAUUUGGCGAUUUAUUCUGCUCGAAAGCGAAUUUGGAUGUUAUCGACACGAGACAAGAUAAUGUAGUGCAAAGUGUGAAUCGGGAGGAGCAAGGAUCCAAUGAUUGGUCGUCUAAGGGGAACAAUUCCAAUCUAGAAGGGGAUUCCAGAGUGGGUUUCAACGUGUUGGAUGCGAUGUUAAAGCAUAGUUUGGAUCGUCUGAAGUGUAUGAGGGAAAGAGUAUCCUCAGCUGAAGCAGGCAUUAGUAACUGCAACUUGGAAAUAAAUUUCAAUAGAGACUCAUAUGUUAUUAGAGCUAUGUGUCUGGAUGGUAAACUGGGGGCAGCUUUAUCUCUUUGGUGCAACAUGAUACAACAUAGUAUUAUUCCCGAUGGGAUCACACACAAUUACCUCAUCAAUGGACUGUGCAAAAAGGGUGAAUUGGAGAAGGCAGAAUGGAUUGUUAGAGGUAUGUUAUAUAGGGGUCCUUCUCCCACUUGUGCUACGUACAAUUCCUUAAUAAGGGGUUAUUGCCUCAUGAAUGGCGUCGAUAAAGCUCUAAACACCUUUUCUACCAUGGCCAACCAUGGAAUUAUACCAAGCAGAGUUACUUGUAACAUUCUUGUUCAUGCGCUUUGUAAGAAGGGCUUGGUGGAGGAGGCGAAAAAGCUUUUCCAUAAAUUACUAAGCAAAAAUCAUGAUGGGGGGAGCUCAGAUUUGAUUACGUCAACCAUAAUGAUGGAUGGCUGCUUCAAAAAUGGAGAUACUGAUCAAGCUCUUGCUUUUUGGGAGAGGAUGUUAAAAGAGGGUAUCAAAGUUGAUAAAGUUUCUUACAAUGUUGUCGUCCAUGGAUUCUGUAUGAGCCAUGACGUGGGUACUGCAUAUAAGUAUUGCUGUGAAAUGCUAAAGCUUGGUUUCCUUCCAGAUGUUUAUUCUUACAACACUCUUGUUGGAGCACUUUGUAAAAAAGGAAAGACCAGUGAUGCUUGUUAUAUCUAUGAUGUUAUGACAAGAAUGGGUGUCACCCCAGAUCAAAUUACGUACAAAAUGAUAAUACAGGGCCUAUGUAUUAACAGGGAGAUUGAUAGAGCCGGCUGUUUUCUUGAAUACAUGUUACAGAAAUCCAUUAUACCGGAACCCCUUGUUUGGAAUGUUAUAAUUGAUGGUUAUGGAAGAUGUGGAGAUAUUGAGAAAGCUUCAUAUAUUAGGGACAAAAUGGUUGCAUUUGGUGUUCUACCAAACAUAUUUACAUAUAAUGCAUUGAUUUAUGCGCAGAUAAAGUCAGGAAAUCUUUUUGCAGCUCAGUCCUUGGAGAAGGAGAUGCUUUUGUGUGGUCUUACGCCUGAUUCAGUUACUUACAAUCUGUUGAUUGGUGCUGCUUGUAAUCUUGGCCUGAUUCACUCGGCACUUCAGCUACAUGACCAAAUGUUGAGAAAAGGUUGUCAGCCAGAUGUAAUAACUUACAGCAAACUACUUAAGGUGUUUUGUCUACAAGGUAUGAUGAAAGAGGCAGACAAGCUCUUUGGGAAGUUACUGGCAUCUGGUUUAGCUGUUGAUCAUGUUCCCUUUCUAAUACUCAUGAAAAGAUACUGCAGAAUGAGAGAAUUUGAUAAAGUCUUUGACCUUUACCAAAAGUGGUUAGUGGCAAUGCCUAGAUGAGAAUGUUUUCCCAGGAAAUAUUGUGAAUUCAAGGGCUACUCUAGAUGUAUGUGGUCCAGAAGAGAAAGCUACUUAGGCUUUUACACCUGGUUUGACAGAUUUUAGGUCCAGAAGCAUUACCCUCGUAGCAACAGCUGUCUUUGUUUCCCAGAGGUGGAUGUGCAUGCAGGGUGAACCAGUUAUUGCAGCAUAUCAUUCCAUCAAAUUGUGCUGAUGAGUGACCGUGCUGUGCUUUUUUCACUUUUCGGGAAGAACCUUGAUAUUAUAACUUUGCAGUUUCGGUGGUCCAUUCUUUCCGGAACUUCAAGAAUGUUCGGCUGCUGGAUUUAGGGGUUUUAUCAUGUUACUCUGGGAAUACAAGUUCAAGUCCACAGGAGAUAAUACAGAUGUAUUGACCGGCAGAACUUGCUUUGAGCUCUUCAUGAUUACGUGUUGCAAUCAUGAAGUAUUACAUGUUGGUCAGAAGAACAGAAACAUACCAUCUCUUCUCGUCUUGAAGUCCCAAAGAAAGAAAGGCACAACUUCUCAAGUGAUGCAUGCAUUGUUAACAAGGAAGGAAGACUUGAAUUGGAGAUAUCUAAUAACGGGAUAAAUACGUGUCAACCANUA
Molecule: messenger RNA, 2867 nt
Organism: Nicotiana tabacum (common tobacco)
Lineage: Eukaryota; Viridiplantae; Streptophyta; Magnoliopsida; Solanales; Solanaceae
Molecular function (GO): mRNA binding; protein binding
Source: RefSeq, a predicted model, not a curated record